Messenger RNA from Saitoella complicata NRRL Y-17804, 731 nucleotides. RefSeq names its product ubiquitin-conjugating enzyme type E2. Gene Ontology annotation, biological process: protein polyubiquitination; ubiquitin-dependent protein catabolic process. Gene Ontology annotation, molecular function: ubiquitin conjugating enzyme activity. Bases 1 to 555 code for a protein of 184 amino acids. Gene Ontology annotation, cellular component: nucleus. The transcript has 4 exons. Lineage: Eukaryota; Fungi; Ascomycota; Saitoellomycetes; Saitoellales; Saitoellaceae. The record is from RefSeq and is a predicted model, not a curated record.
AUGAGUUCUCCCAAACGCAGGAUCGAGACAGACGUCAUGAAGCUUCUCAUGUCCGACUACGAAGUAACCCUCGUCAACGACAACAUGCAAGAAUUCUACGUCCGCUUCCACGGCCCCGCAGAAACCCCCUUCGCCGGCGGCAUCUGGAAAAUCCACGUCGAACUCCCAGACCAAUACCCUUACAAGUCUCCCUCCAUCGGAUUCAUGAACAGAAUUUUCCACCCAAACAUCGACGAGUUGAGUGGAAGUGUGUGUUUGGACGUGAUUAAUCAGACGUGGAGUCCGAUGUUUGAUAUGAUUAAUAUCUUCGAGGUGUUCUUGCCGCAGUUGUUGAGGUAUCCUAACCCGACGGAUCCAUUGAACGGGGAGGCUGCGGCGCUGUUGAUGAGGGAUCCGAAGAGUUAUGAUACGAAGGUUAAAGAAUACGUCCAGAGAUACGCAACACGGGAAGCUGCGGACGACGCCACAGGCGAGUCAUCGUCCGACGAAGAAAUGAGCUCCGUCGGCUCAUUCGAUUCUGACGACGAAGACGUCGCUGGUCAAAUGGAGGUGUAAACCACACUCACACCCUCUCGUGAAUGGGCGUUUGGCGAGUUGAACGACAGCAGCAUGCAUAUGCAAGCAUUGAUUGUAUGAUAUGAGUGUAUGUACUUUUAUUCUUUUGGCGGGUGUUGCUUUUCUUGGACGGAUCUCUUUGGCGGUGUUGCGUUAGGUACCUUCUGAUCUGCUGU